Molecule: messenger RNA, 2420 nt
Organism: Pelodiscus sinensis (Chinese soft-shelled turtle)
Lineage: Eukaryota; Metazoa; Chordata; Testudines; Trionychidae
Product: 3-oxoacyl-[acyl-carrier-protein] synthase, mitochondrial
Biological process (GO): fatty acid biosynthetic process
Cellular component (GO): mitochondrion
Molecular function (GO): 3-oxoacyl-[acyl-carrier-protein] synthase activity
Source: RefSeq, a predicted model, not a curated record
UUACUCGGAAAUCGAGUAUCAAGUAAUAGCGCUUUGAGGGCCUCCCCCCUUUUGUCCUCACGUGGUUCAGCCCACUGCCAUUGGAGCAGGGGAGGAGGACACAGCGGACCGGACCACAGAGGAGAAGGGGAGAAACACAUUUCAGUACCCUGCUGUCCAUUAUGAUCUCACAGGGAUUACAAGAUUUCUUAAAAAUUCUAAGUUUUAUGUCUCGCAAUCCAAAAUUACAGCAGUGUUUAAGAAAGGGUUUCAGCACCGAGUCACUUUCAAAACAUCAAAGGCGAGUCGUUGUCACAGGUAUUGGCUUAGUGUCUCCUCUUGGCGUUGGGACUCAAUUUGUGUGGGAUCGCCUUCUCCAAGGAGAAAGUGGGAUUAUCGCUCUAGAUGGGCAAGAAUAUACAAGUGUUCCAUGUAAAGUGGCUGCUUGUGUGCCAAGAGGAAAUGGCAAAGGUCAGUUCAAUGAAGAAAACUUUGUGUCGAAAUCAGAAAGCAAAUCCAUGGCAUCUGCCACUAUCAUGGCCAUGGGUGCUGCAGAACUAGCAAUGAAAGACUCUGGCUGGCAUCCGCAAUCUGAACUGGAUCACUUAACUGCUGGUGUGGCGAUUGGAAUGGGAAUGGUUCCACUGGAAGAUAUUUUCAAUACAGGCUUGACGUUUAAAACAAAAGGCUAUAACAAAGUCAGCCCAUUCUUUAUCCCUAAAAUCUUAAUCAAUAUGGCAGCAGGUCAAAUCAGCAUUAAAUACCAGCUGAAAGGGCCCAAUCAUGCUGUAUCAACUGCUUGUACCACAGGAGCACAUGCUAUUGGAGAUUCUUUUAGAUUUAUAGCCUAUGGUGAUGCUGAUGUGAUGCUGGCUGGAGGAACAGAGGCUUCUAUUAGCCCCUUGUCAGUAGCUGCAUUUGCAAGAGCUCGGGCACUCAGCACUAACUUUAACUCAAGCCCUAAACUGGCAUGUCGACCAUUCCACUCAGAGAGAGAAGGAUUUGUAAUGGGAGAGGGUGCCGCUGUGUUGGUGUUGGAAGAAUAUGAACAUGCUAUGCAAAGAGAAGCCAGAAUGUAUGCAGAAAUUUUAGGUUAUGGACUCUCUGGUGAUGCUUGCCACAUAACAGCACCUAAUCCGGAUGGAGAUGGUGCUUUUAGAUGUAUGUCUGCAGCAAUUAAAGCUUCUGGAAUAUGUCCUGAGGAUGUAACAUAUAUCAAUGCACAUGCCACUUCUACGCCACUAGGAGAUGCUGCUGAGAAUCGAGCUAUCAAGAGACUUUUUAAAGAUCAUGCAUAUACUCUAGCAGUUUCCUCAACAAAGGGAGCAACAGGACAUCUUAUGGGGGCUGCAGGGGCUAUAGAGGCAGCUUUUUCUGUACUGUCCUGUUACCAUGGAAUUUUACCACCUACUCUCAACUUGGAUAGAACCGAGCCAGAGUUUGACCUCAAUUAUGUUCCACUAACAGCGCAGGAGUGGAAAAGUGAAAAACGACGCAUUGCUCUCAGUAAUUCAUUUGGCUUUGGUGGCACUAAUGCAACAUUGUGCUUCGCUAAUGCUUAACUUAAAAUGUAUAUAUGUGUAUAAAUACUACAAAUUCAGAUUGGUAUAUGGCUUGUAAAAUUAUGUGUGGUACUGCAUUAUGUUUUGUUAUACCAUAACAUUUUUACAUGAAGUAUAUCCCUUAUUAUUCAGUCACAUUGGGCACUUGCUUAUUUUUUUAAUGGUAAGUCAGUCCUUACCUAUUUAUAUUUCAGAUUACAAAAAUAUGAAUGUUAUUGCUUCGCAUUCUGAUUUUGCAAAUGCUAAAUGCUUUCUUUGAUUUCGUUCACUUCACUUGGGAGUUUAGGAUACUUUUCAUGUGGCAGGAUUUAUUCUUUAGGAUUACAACUCCUGACUGAUUAACAGCCCUGUUCAUCUCAUUCUCUCCUUUAAAAUGUUAUGCAGAACUUUUGAAUAUCAAAUUCAGCUCUUUAAUUAAGCAUGCCAUAUUUUAAAAAGAAGGCAUUAAAGUGGGUAAUGCUCUAAAAUGUUUGAUAUUAAACAUUCAAAAAUACAUAACACUGUAAAAAACCUAUUAAUUUCUCAUUUUUUUAUCAGUAAGUUCAAGGAUAUAACAGAAUAAUCUAAAUUGAAUUGUUCUUGCAAAUGGUUUGUAAAAGAUGUGGCUCAGUUAAAUAAAAAAUUAAACCUGUUUCAGGUAUUCUGACUGGGUGAAUCCAUCAAAACUGAGAGCUUUUGCAACAUCAAAGAAGUAGAAUCAGCUUACUUUCCUUUUCCUCAAAAGAUUUAACAGAGAAUAGAAAUUUAUUUCAUUUGAAAGCACGAUGGUUUUGUGUCUUCUUGUGUGUGUUGCUAAUCCUGAUUAAAUUUAAAUAGAAAGACUUAAAAUAAAUAAAAAUCCCCCAUACUGUGUUUGCAGUCUACAUAUUGAAGAUUCUG